AUGCGCCUCGCAUCUCUCCUUUCCAUUGCGAGCCUCCUCGUGCCGGCUCUCGCCGCAGACGCCGCACACUGGGCUUCCAUCGCCGCAUCGUCCCCCGACGGCGUCAUCCCUCUGACUUCGGCCACCUAUGACGAGAUUCUCUCUUCGGACCGCGACUAUGGCGUGACUAUCAUCCUCACUGCCCUGCCAGCACAGUACAAGUGCCAGCCAUGCCACGACUUUGACCCCGUGUUCCGCGCCGUGACCAAGAGCUGGACUCGUGUCCCCAGGGACGACCGCGACACGCACUUCUUUGCCCAGCUCGAUUUCCAGGACGGCCAGGCCAUCUACCAGCGUCUCAGUCUCGCCUCGGCUCCUACCAUCUACUACCACCCGCCUCUCAGCGGCGAGCGCAAGGCCGAGAAUGGCUCGCCCGUCAACUACGACCUCAACCGCGCUGGCCUCGGUCUCCCGGCCCUCCACACAUGGGUCAAGUCGACCACCCCGGUCGCCUUUGACAUCUACAAGCCCAUGAACCCUGUUCCCUUCAUCGUCGCGCCCAUUGUCCUGGCCGGCGUCCUCUAUGUCCUCUGGUCGGCCCGUGCCAUUGUCGUCCCCAUCGUCCAGAGCCGUCUUGUCUGGGGUGUUGCCUCCAUCAUCAUGUGCCUCACCUUCACCUCGGGAUUCAUGUGGAACAAGAUCAAGAACGCGCCUUACGUCCAGGCCGGCCAGGACGGCCGUAUCAACUGGAUUGCGGGCGGUUACUCGAACCAGCUUGGUCUUGAGAGCCAGGUCGUUGGCGUCCUUUACGGCGUGCUUGCCCUUUGCGUUCUCGUGCUGUCGGUUCUCAUCCCAUCGCAGGGCUCGCCCAUCAAGCAGCGUGUUGGCACCUAUCUGUGGCUCGGCAUGCUCAUUGUCCUCUUCUCGCUCCUGAUCCGCAUGUUCAGGGUUAAGAACGGCGGAUACCCCUUCACUAUUCUCUAA
This is a messenger RNA of Apiotrichum porosum, 963 nucleotides long. RefSeq names its product oligosaccharyl transferase subunit ost3/OST6 (gene OST3). The transcript is spliced from 3 exons. Lineage: Eukaryota; Fungi; Basidiomycota; Tremellomycetes; Trichosporonales; Trichosporonaceae. The coding region runs from base 1 to 963 and encodes 320 amino acids. Gene Ontology annotation, cellular component: oligosaccharyltransferase complex. The record is from RefSeq and is a predicted model, not a curated record.